Messenger RNA from Cavia porcellus (domestic guinea pig), 1431 nucleotides. RefSeq names its product SEBOX homeobox (gene Sebox). The record is from RefSeq and is a predicted model, not a curated record. NCBI's taxonomy places the organism in Eukaryota, Metazoa, Chordata, Mammalia, Rodentia, Caviidae. The transcript has 3 exons. Gene Ontology annotation, molecular function: DNA binding. The coding region runs from base 98 to 742 and encodes 214 amino acids.
CCCUUUUCCCCUGAACUUCUCUGAUUUGCUUCAGCUGGACUCUUAAUCCUCUCCUGGGGGCGGGACUAGCCACUCAGCAGCAUAAAGCCCUCAGCAGAUGGGUGUGGUGUGGGCACAACCUGGGCAUGGCCCUCUGGCUCCUUGCCCUCUAACCACCCCCAUGGCCAGCCCCGUGGAGGCAUCUGCAGCAGCCCCCACAGACCAUGCCAGUGAGUUGGGUCCACACCGGAGAAAAAGGAUCACCUUCAGUGUUGGGCAGCUGCUGGAGUUGGAGCGGGUGUUUGCAGCAUGGCCCUAUCCUGACAUCGGCACUCGAGAGCACCUGGCCCGAGUCACCUGCCUGCCCGAGGCCAAGAUACAGGUGUGGUUCCAGAACCGCAGAGCCAAGAGAAUCAAGCACAGGAAACCAGGAGGACUUCAUUCCAGGCCUGAGUGUCCCCAGAACUGCUGUUUUCUUCCAGAUGCCCCCCAGCAGCCUGGUGCGCCCCAAAUGGUGGGCCAGCCUCUACCUGUCACUGGCACAGUUCACUGUGCCUCGCAGUGUCUGCAGGCUUCCUGUAAAGCUCCCAUCUGGGGUCUAGGGCAGGGCUGGCCAGGGGCUAAAGUUGCAGCCCAACGGGGACCAGCUGGGGUUCAAGGAGUCCACCCUUCCUUGGAGCGAGCCAUUCCUCAGACCUCCCUGGGCAGCCUGUCUGACCUUCUUUAUACCUCAGCCAUUGUCACCAAUAUGGAUCACUCUUAACCCCGAGGCAGAAUUUGUAAGAUUCCCUCCUCCUGUAACUCACCCCACCCCGUUUAUGCGAAGUUCUCCUAAUGCGCAUUUAGCCCACUUCCACUGGCCUCCAGGCCAGCCCAAAUGCAGGUCACCUGUGGUGACUGGGGCCUCUGCAGCUGCCCCGCACCCUGAUCUUCCCUGGGGGUAGGUGCCCACCAUCUUGGUAGGUUAUGUUACCCCCUCAACUGCUACAUCUGAUUCCCAAUUCUCAUCCCAAGGGAACUUCCUAUUCAAAAAGUUUGAUGAGGGCCAUUUAGGUGGGCCAGUUUGAUGAGGGCCAUUUAGGCAGGCAGUUUGAUGAGAGCCAUUUAGGCCAUUACCUAACUAGCUGCUGAGUGAGUGGCCGAAGGGAGUGCUGCUCCAAAUCUGAAUUGCUGGGGAUCUGUUUUACAGUUUGGGGCCCUUUCCUGACCUGCCACCUGGACAAAUUAAUCAGUACAGAUCUGAAAGACAGUGAUACGAAAGCAAUAAAGUAGAAACAGGAGCUGGGGCUUAGGGUGAUUUAAUUUUCACAAAGAUCGCAUUGGCUGUUCUCUGAUGUAGGCCUGCGGGGACCUGGCAGAUUUGGGGUGGAGGGGGUAGAGUAACAAUGGAUUUUGGUAUCCUCAUCUGUAAUACCAACUAAUCUCUAAAUAAAAUCCAACUCUGUACCUUAA